UGCAGAUAGAUGGAUGGAUGGAUUCGGAUGGAUGGAUGGAUGCAGAUAGAUGGAUGGAUGGAUGCCGCCGGCGAGGCUCAGCCCGCGGGCAGGGCAGCGAGGCCGGGACUACAUUUCCCAGCAGGCCGGGACUACAUUUCCCAGCAGCCCUCACUGCAUUUCCCAGGGCAGGACUACAUUUCCCAGCGGGCCGCGCUGCGGGCGGCCCGCAGUGCGUGGCGCAGGGGCGGGCGCCCGGCCCGGCCCGGCCCAGCCCAGCCCAGCCGGCAGCCGUGCCCGGAGGCGAGGCGAGCCCUGCCGGCAGCCGGGCCGUGCUCGGAGCCCUUCGCUGUGCCGCCGGUGGCCAUGGGGCGCCUGGCAGGGCUCGGUCCCGUGGUGGCCACCGCGCUGCUCCUGCUGCUGCUGCGCUGCGGCUCCUCCGCCUCCCUGUGGCGGCGCGACCUCGCGGCGGGGCGCAAUGACAGACCCAUCAUCGGGAUAUUGUCACAGGAAUGUCACUUUGAUGAGUACCAGCGAUUUGGAAGAUCUUACAUUGCAGCUUCAUAUGUGAAAUUUGUGGAAUCUGCCGGGGCUCGAGCUGUGCCAAUAAGAUUAAAUCUUACAGAUGAAGAAUAUGAUAAAAUAUUCCACUCUAUUAAUGGGGUACUUCUUCCAGGAGGUGGUGUGGAUCUUAGGACUUCAGAGUAUUCAAGGGUUGCUAAGAUGUUUUACCACAAGGCCUUGGAGGCUAACGAUAAAGGAGAUUAUUUCCCAGUAUGGGGAACAUGUCUUGGACAUGAAGAGCUUACAUAUCUCACAAGUGGUGAAAUUUUACUUGUUCAUACCAACACAAAUGGUUUUUCACUCCCUCUGAACUUUACCUCAGCUGCAAAAGACAGUAAAAUGUUCAGGAAUUUCCCUGAUGAUGUGUUACACGCACUUGCUACUGAGCCAUUGACAUCAAACUUUCAUGUAUGGAGCCUCUCCAUGCAGAAUUUCACCAAUAACGAGAAGCUUCGUAAUUUCUAUAAUGUUCUGACCACUAACACUGAUGGUGAAGUGGAGUUUAUAUCUACCAUGGAAGCAUACAAAUAUCCAAUUUAUGGCAUGCAAUGGCAUCCAGAGAAAAAUCCUUUUGAGUGGAAGGAUUCUCCAGGCAUUCCACACUCGCCAUCUGCUGUAAGAGCAGCGUAUUAUAUGGCUGAUUUCUUCGUUAAUGAAGCCAGGAAGAGCAUGCACCAUUUUUCCAGUGAAGAUGAGGAAGCAAAAGAAUUGAUCUAUAAUUAUGAUCCAGUUUACACAGGACCAUUUUCUGCAUUUCAGCAAACCUAUUUUUUUGACUGAGUAUCUUGUCAAAGGUGCAGUGUUGCUAUUUAUAAAUGGAAUUAUUUGCCAGCCUUGUGUAAUUAAGCUGAUACAGUGACAGAAAGCUAGAACAGUUUUCCUUUACAAUGAUUUAUUCUGUGUAUCUUCUGCACUAUUGAAACAUUAAUGUAUAAAUUUACAUUCAAUAACAUAAUAAUUAUCUUGGAUCAUACUUUAAGGCAAGCUACAGAAAAAUGUAUUUUUCUUCCAGGAAGGAGGACUUGAUUAUGCUUAUAAACUUUGAAGUAAUUGCCUUCAGUGCAAGGAAAAGCUUUCAUAUAUUUUAAAAUAUGAGACUUACCUUUGUAAAAUGUUGUGGACUGUGAUAGCACUAGACACUUGAUACAUUGUGUAGUAAAAUCCUGUCCUUUUCAAACGAUUUAGCAAAUGAGACUCUUGGAUUUGUCAUAGAUAUGUAUAUGCAGCCAAGUUCUUGACAGGGACUCUUUUGUCAUUUCAAAAAUUGACCAAAAUAGUAAGGCAUGAUAACAAACAGACAUUUUUGCCUAAGAAGCACAUUAUAUCCCAUUUGUGGAACUUUCUCUUGUGUCUUGGACUAAGUGGAGUCAGCAGCUAGAUGUGAGAUGCAGACACUCAUUCCUUUGUAUUUAAAAGAAUGUAAACCUAAUUUUUUCUCAAAAGUGUCUGGCUUUUGCUGUAGCUGGAUAGAAUUUUCACUUGAAGUUAAGAGGUUGUUUGCUAUUAUAUUAGUAAACAAGGUUGUUUCUUUCUGUCUUGUUUGAUAGUUCAGUGCAGCUAGAAUUUAAACAGCAGAUGAAUGUAUAUGAGAAACCUGUUGAAGGUGACAUAAUGUGAUAAUAGCAGUUGCAUGCAAUAUACUGAUACAGUUUUUUCUCUGCUUUGCUCCAGAUUUGGUGAAAGUUUUGUUUCGUGGUUUUGUGUAUUGUCCAAAAAGGAACUAAGAUUAGACAAUCAGAUAUAAUUCUCCUCUCUAGCAUAGCUUCCAAGCUCUUGUUUUAACAUUAACAAGGAUUUGUAGUUUAUGAAGAAUUCAGGUUUAUAAACUUCAGCUCUGUUUGGUAGAACCUCAUUUUUCUCAGGUACCAUAUUUGAAUAAGUCUCUGGUAAGUUUCUCAGGUGUUUCAAGUAAAACACUCUCUAACUUGUUCUUUAUCAUGAAGCAACUGCAUAAGAGUAUGUGAAAUGCAUCAGUUAAAAAAAAAAACAAACUAUGAGGAAAUACUAACUGUGACUAGCAGAAAAACACUUCCAGGUAAUUACAAGCUUAAACAUGAGAUAUGUUUACAUUUGUCAUAUCAGCCAACUUAGUCAUGGUUUUCUUUUUAAUAUAGGUAAUUUUAUUAAUUGACUCCUGAAUAGAACCAAGUUUAAAAAGAGGGUUGUGCUCUACAGUUGCAUGUAAAUGUAGCAGCUGUGAUACUUUGAAACCAAGUCCAGUCUUUUUUCAGGCUGUGUCCUUCAGAAUAGCUCUAAGAAUUCGUGUAGAUAAGAUGGGCAGGUUUUAGCCUUAAACCAGAGAUGAAUCUUGCAAGUGAAAUGUGUGGUAGUUCCUAAAUGUGUAACUACAAAGAGUAUUGUGUGUAAUGUAAUGAGAGAAGUUUAUAUAUUAUAAAUUUGUGUCUCCUUUAUACCCUUCAUCUUGUAAAGCCUUAUUUGAUGAUAUGCAUGAUUUUUCUAUGAUACAUGAAAUAAACUUUCAUUCAAGCAGA
This is a messenger RNA of Oenanthe melanoleuca, 3035 nucleotides long. It is a transcript of the gene GGH, whose product is annotated as gamma-glutamyl hydrolase. The transcript has 9 exons. Gene Ontology annotation, biological process: tetrahydrofolylpolyglutamate metabolic process. The record is from RefSeq and is a predicted model, not a curated record. NCBI's taxonomy places the organism in Eukaryota, Metazoa, Chordata, Aves, Passeriformes, Muscicapidae. Gene Ontology annotation, cellular component: vacuole. Bases 10 to 1323 code for a protein of 437 amino acids. Gene Ontology annotation, molecular function: gamma-glutamyl-peptidase activity.